This is a messenger RNA of Gekko japonicus, 466 nucleotides long. Its product is annotated as pleckstrin homology-like domain family A member 2. Gene Ontology annotation, molecular function: phosphatidylinositol phosphate binding. Gene Ontology annotation, biological process: positive regulation of apoptotic process. The annotation marks the transcript as partial. The transcript has a single exon. Lineage: Eukaryota; Metazoa; Chordata; Lepidosauria; Squamata; Gekkonidae. The record is from RefSeq and is a predicted model, not a curated record.
AGGCAGUGGGGAGGCGCCGGUCGCCGCAGCGCGGAUCGGAGGAGCAGUUGGCAGCGUCGCGAUGAAGGGUCCCCCCUCGCCGUCCCCGUCGCCGUCGGAGGUGCUCCGCGAGGGCGAGCUGGAGAAGCGGAGCGAGAGCCUCUUCCAGCUGUGGAAGAAGAAGCAGGUGGUGCUGAGCCGGGAGUGCCUGCGCCUCUCCUCGCCCGAGGGCGGCCGGGCCAAGGAGCUGCGCUUCGGCGCCAUCCAGAAGGUGGACUGCGUGGAGCGCACCGGCAAGUACGUCUACUUCACCAUCGUCACGACGGACCGCCGGGAGAUCGACUUUCGGUGCCCGGGCGAGAGCUGCUGGAACGCCUCCAUCACCCUGGCCCUCAUCGACUUCCAGAACCAGCGCGCCGUCCGGGACUUCAAGAGCCGCCAGGAGGCCGCCCAGCAGGCCGACGCCGGCAUCCGCCACAGGCGCCUG